CCAGAAUAAAGCUAGAAAAAGCAAAAGAAAGACAUGGCUUCUAACUUCAACGACAUAGUGAAGCAGGGCUACGUUAGAAUCCGGAGUAAGAAACUGGGGAUUUUCAGACGAUGCUGGCUUGUAUUCAAAAAGGCGUCCAGUAAAGGGCCACGUCGGUUAGAGAAAUAUCCUGACGAAAAAGCAGCCUACUUUCGAAGUUUUCAUAAGAUAACCGAGCUGCACAACAUCAAGAACAUUACCAGAAUGCCUCGGGAGACCAAAAAACAUGCAGUGGCAAUUAUUUUCUGCGAUGAAACGUCAAAGACAUUUGCCUGUGAGUCAGAGCUGGAGGCAGAGGAGUGGUGUAAGUUGCUGUGUUUGGAGUGUUUGGGCAGCAGGCUUAAUGACAUCAGCCUGGGCGAGCCGGACCUGUUAGCAGCGGGAGUUCAGAGGGAACAGAACGAGAGAUUUAAUGUAUACCUGAUGCCCACUCCAAACCUGGACAUCUACGGAGAGUGCACUAUGCAAAUCACACACGAGAACAUCUACCUGUGGGACAUUCACAACGCCAGAGUUAAAUUAGUCAUGUGGCCGCUCAGCUCACUACGACGGUACGGCCGAGAUUCCACCUGGUUCACCUUCGAGUCUGGCAGGAUGUGCGAUACGGGAGAAGGAUUGUUCACGUUCCAGACGCGAGAGGGAGAGGUGAUAUAUCAGAGAGUUCAUGCCGCCACACUGAGCAUCGCCGAACAGCACGAGAGAAUGAUGCUGGAGAUGGAGAAAAAUGCGCAGACCCUUUCGAGCGAGAACACAUUAACGAAGUCGAUAUCUCUUCCUCGGAGCGCUUACUGGCAUCAUAUCACGCGCCAGAACAGCGUAGGAGACAUCUACAGUUACCAAGGCACGAGCACCAAAAUGACACUCAUUCCUCGAGCACAGACUUUCCAAAGCUUUCUGAACGAGCAGAGCGAAGAGGAGAGCAGUGAGAGAGCAGCCUCGCCCUCUAGUGGACACGGAAAGCAUUACAGCACCACAAUGCUGCAUUGA
Colossoma macropomum (tambaqui) is the source of this 1026-nucleotide messenger RNA. RefSeq names its product docking protein 6 (gene dok6). The transcript has 8 exons. Gene Ontology annotation, biological process: positive regulation of MAPK cascade; cell surface receptor protein tyrosine kinase signaling pathway. The coding region runs from base 34 to 1026 and encodes 330 amino acids. The record is from RefSeq and is a predicted model, not a curated record. Gene Ontology annotation, cellular component: cytoplasm. Lineage: Eukaryota; Metazoa; Chordata; Actinopteri; Characiformes; Serrasalmidae.